Messenger RNA from Hylaeus anthracinus, 2864 nucleotides. RefSeq lists its product as uncharacterized. The record is from RefSeq and is a predicted model, not a curated record. The transcript has 12 exons. Gene Ontology annotation, cellular component: membrane. NCBI's taxonomy places the organism in Eukaryota, Metazoa, Arthropoda, Insecta, Hymenoptera, Colletidae. The coding region runs from base 389 to 2365 and encodes 658 amino acids. Gene Ontology annotation, molecular function: glutamate-gated receptor activity.
AAGCAUGGUCUGUAACGAUAGCUUGUCAGCAAACUACUGUAAUUGAAUUCGUCCUUGCACUCGUUAUCUGCCGUCAAACUGCACCCUGGACGUUGGCGUUUGUAUGCACAAGGGUGUCACGAAAUUGCAGGUACGGAUACGUCCAGCAGCCUUUGCGUGGGUGUUUGCGUCACCCUCCUCGAAUAAUUCACCUUGAGAACCACCAUCCCCAUUCCCAGAAGGGAUCCUUGAAGACUUGUCACGUUUGCGCGUUGUUGAGAGUGGCUUGUGAAAAAGUUUGCCGGACGAGAUCAGAAGACCCAGAGGCGGAGGACUCAAAGGUGAAGGGUUCUCAAAAGGAUCGUCGUUUAUUCGAAGAGCACUGUAAUUGAGAGGAUCGCAGAUCGCCAUGAAGGCUAAUUUUUUGUUUUACAAUUGGACUCUGUUGAUUGCUUCUGUCCUGUGUGAGAAGAGAGGUUUCCUCGAUCCUGAGGUCGUAUCCUGGAUCUCUAACGAGGAUUUUAGGGUGGUUAUCCAAUCGUCCUUCCGUUUUUCAAAGUGCUGCAGUGUCCUCUUUAACGACUCGAUCGAGGCCUCGAGAGUCCUGUUUAAUCAGUUCAGAAGCGUUUAUCAGGGGGUAUACCUCUUGGAACGAAGUGUCAGUGACUGCAGUGGGUACCUCCUGUUGGGAUCGAGCGACGAAGAAAUCAGACAAUUCUUGAACAAAAUACCAACGUUACUCUGGAAAACGGAAAUCGUGAUCAUCGUGAACGACAACCUGUCAAGUACUUCCGGUAUAUUCGAUGACUCCUUGUACGAAAUUGCAAACGUGAAUAUCGUCUCCGUGACUGGAAUAUGGAGUCUGUCGGAGAACUACUUGAAACCCCGAAUAUUCAGUAAGCUUAUCAGCUAUAGAGAACUAGAACACGGGCACGACAACUUCAAUUUCCGUGGAAGGGAACUGCGAGUUUGCAGCAUAUUCCAGCCCCCUAUGACGUACUUUAAUCGCACGGUUAACAGAGUGAUCGAUGGAGUGCAGGCAGAGGUUUAUGUAAUCGAUGAUGAUUUACAUAGGGAUGGUAUCGAGACGCAGCUGUUCCUGGACAUGGCUGAAAAAUUGAAUUUUACGUGGACGAUUAGAAAACCGGAUGGAGACACGACAUACGGGAGACGCUUCAAUGCAACAGCGUGGAAGGAUGGCAUGAUAUCAAUGCUACGCGAGAGCAAAGCAGAUAUGGCGUUUGCUAGCAUCUGGAUGACGCAUGAUCAGAACCAGUUCGUGCAUUUGUCGGAUCCAUGGCACCAGGUGUACAUCAGUUUCCUGGUGCCCCGACCACGUCGAACGACGACCUUCUGGGCCCUCACCAGGCCAUUUCCAGGCACGAUCUGGUCCCUCCUCGCUUCUUUGUUGCUCCUUCAAAUCCUGUACAUGUGCGCUCGUGCCUGGGUCGAUCCAAAAUAUCCGAAACGUUACCAGAACUUCUUUGUCAGCCUCUUCGUCUUGAUCGGCGUCUUCCUGAGCAGCUCAGUGCCGAGAACUGCGCCAAACAACAAGCUCCAUGUACUCCUCUGGCAGGUCGCGGGUUGGUUGAUAAUUACUGCUUAUUCCAGCAGCCUGGCGGCCAGGUUGGCCACUACGGAAUACGAGGACAGGAUCGAUACCAUCGACCAGUUCCUCGCAGCCAAUUUGUCUUGGGGGCACAUGAACCAACCACCGCCGUUUAAGGAUUACUUCGACCUGACGAAUCCACACGCGGCGCAGUUGCCGAACAGGUAUCGUACCGUAAAAAAUCCCAAGGAAGCGAAAAAGCUCAUUAGCGAUGGUAAUUAUGCGAUAAUUGGAAAAAUUGUGGACAAUUUCUUCUUUCCUGAUGACCAAAUCUCGAAUGAUGACCUUAAGAAUUACAGACUCAUGAGAGAAUCGGUAGGUCGCUUCUACGCAAGUUUUGCGCUUCAACCAUGGCUCCAGAGGCCAGUAAAUAGGAUGAUGUUACUAUUGAAGGAAACUGGCAUCACAGUCUGGCACUUACGUAACGUCAUCCGCAGACGCGAUUGUAGUAAUUUACGCGAGGUUCUCAUCGAACACGACGGAUACGACGGAAGUAUUCAAGUCCUCGGACUGACCCCGUUAGCCGCUGGAUUUUCAUUGCUGAUCGCUGGAUCGUCGAUGGCGGUAUUCGUGUUUUAUUUGGAACUGAAACGCGCCUCUGGAUCUAACACCAUCGGCCAUCUUCUUGAGUGCAUCGCCAGCAAACGUGCAGCGCAGAGCUAUAAAACGUUGCCCCUAAAUGGCGUUUACUGUGCGAAAGAAAUCCAUUUUUAUGCGCAUAUAAUGCGGUAUGACAGUAACGCUGUGAAUCGCGGACUUACGAAUAUCGAUCAAUAGUGAUUUUCUUAAAAUCAAACGCGCUGGAUCGAUCAAUAUCGAUCACCUUCUUAGGUGAUAUUUUCGAGCGAAAUCUAAUCUGGCAUGUUUAUAAUAUCUCAUAAGAGUAUUUUCAAUGAUUUUGUUGGUAUGACAUAAUCUCUUAUCUUGUAGCAUUAUUGUACAUGUUAUAUAGUGACUGACAGUUCUCAAUCUUUUGAUAGCAGUUUCAUUUCCACUUGGAAUUUCCUUUUAUCUUGUAAGAUUUUUACUACCACCGCCACGGUUUUAUCACAACUUUUACUAAAUUAAAAAAAAUUAAUGUGUAACGUAAAUUGAGCUAUUUCUUUUUAUAGCGAUCUCUCGAAGAGACCGACACUUUUCUUCGUGGUAUUCUAAGAAUGUAAAAUUGUGAAUCAUAUUCAAAUAUUUACUAUCAAAUCGCCUGUCAGUAUUAAUGCGAAUUAAAAUUUGUAUCGAUACAGAAGAAGAAUUGAAAUGUGAAUUAAAGUAUAUCUUA